AGAUGGCGGCGACGCGCAUCCCAAUCAAGCGUGUCAACUCUAAAUCGCCGCUGCGGCGGCGGCGUAGUCAGAUAAAAGAGAGCCGAUCCCGCAGUCCCGUUGACGACUCCCGGCGACGACAACGUUGAAGAAACGUAUUUCACGGAUACGUUUUGGUACGAGACUUGCUUGGCCAUUUCAUCACAUAACUCUUCAGCACGGAAACACGAAACACAGCCCACGUUGUUGGUAAAGACCCAAGACAGCAAACUAUGCGCUCAAUCACCACAGCCAUCGCCCUCCUCUGCGCCCUCGCGGCCCAGUCACUGGCUCAGAACAACGGCAUCACGCCGCUAACAUGCCGGCAAGAGACCGUUGAAUGCUCGUCAAACGAAGACUGCAAUGCCAAAGGCACGCUGGGAGGGUUCCCCUGCCCGGCCGGGUCUGGCCAGAACGACGCAGACUGCUGGGUCGCGUCGUCCAGCGAGUCGCCUUUGAUGACAGUGAGCUGUUGGUGCUGCAGGCCGUCCACCAAGCUGCGGUUCCGCGCCUAGACGGGCCUUUUACAACUCUAGGCAGUCAGCCAGUCCCUCGACGUGAUGAUCCGGAGAAGUUGCAUCAAGUGGAAACAUUCAAAGGGCGCAGUUCAC
This is a messenger RNA of Colletotrichum destructivum, 629 nucleotides long. RefSeq lists its product as uncharacterized. The record is from RefSeq and is a predicted model, not a curated record. The transcript is spliced from 3 exons. Lineage: Eukaryota; Fungi; Ascomycota; Sordariomycetes; Glomerellales; Glomerellaceae. Bases 252 to 533 code for a protein of 93 amino acids.